Molecule: messenger RNA, 913 nt
Organism: Penaeus vannamei (Pacific white shrimp)
Lineage: Eukaryota; Metazoa; Arthropoda; Malacostraca; Decapoda; Penaeidae
Source: RefSeq, a predicted model, not a curated record
GAAAGAUGGGAGCGAAAGCGUCUACUAUUGAGGCUGACGUGGAAGAGAAGGAGCCUUUUACGGAUGACCCGGAAGUAGUAGAAUCAGAUGGAUUCGCGAGGUCCAGAUCCUGUCGUGUGAGCAUGUUGAGCGAAAGUCUACGGGUUCAGAGCGAUCUUUCUCAUUCCAUUCAUCAGCUGGCAGAAAUGGGGAACACAGAAGUCAUCCAACUGAAAGUGCAGAACCAAGAGAACGUGGACCUGCUCAACUCAGACCAGCUGGCACCCUUGCACUAUGCCACGCGCUACAACCAGGUCAAUACCGUCAAACUCCUUCUCGAGAAUGGGGCAGAGGUCAAUGUCAAAGGGUUGGAUGACCUCACGCCGUUGCACUUUGCUGCUAGAAUGAAGCCACGGCAGACCAAAGCCAAGCCAGAAUCACCUCCACUUGAAGACAGCCAAGUCGAAAGCGGAACUCCGCCCGACGCCCCACAAGCUUCCACGCCCACCACGCCCACCACGCCCUCAGAGUCCACCGAGGAGUCCAUGGUGCGUCUCCUGGCGAAGCACGGCGCCCUCCUGGAUGCUCAGGACAAGUACGGACAGACGCCCCUGCACUUCGCUUCCAUGACGGGCAACCUGGCGGCGGCGAGGGACCUCAUCCGGUGCGGGGCGGUGGGGAGAUCGAGGACAACCAGCAGAUGACGCCCAUCAUCGUCGCAGCCACGUACGGAUACACAGACAUCGUUCGUUUACUUCUCAUCCAAGCCAAAGCCAACAUCAGACAAGCGGACUCAUCCAAACAAAACGCUUUGCAUCGAGCAGCAAAAGGAGGACAUUUGGAAAUCGUGAAGAUGAUGAUUCAGACCGCCAAGACGAUGAAGAAUUUCCAGAGCUUCUUAGACGCUCGAGACGCCAAGAAGAAGACCUCCUUG